This is a messenger RNA of Vittaforma corneae ATCC 50505, 1653 nucleotides long. RefSeq lists its product as uncharacterized. The transcript has a single exon. The coding region runs from base 1 to 1653 and encodes 550 amino acids. The record is from RefSeq and is a predicted model, not a curated record. Lineage: Eukaryota; Fungi; Microsporidia; Nosematidae. Gene Ontology annotation, molecular function: protein binding.
AUGACCAAAAAUGACGCGGCCAGUCGUUUAACAGCGAACAACUAUCAACUGUAUGCAUUAAGCCCAUUUAUCACCAUUUCCUUCUGGUUUGAAAGUUUAAAAAUUUUUAUCCCAAAGCAUGACCCAUCAAUUAAAACCAUGAAAACUGUUUUUCUAGCAUUCCUUUUUAAAGCUUCAGCUUCGUCUUUUGUCGACAUUAUGGCUCAGUUAAGAAGGGGAGAAAUGACGGAUGCUGUCAUAAAACAAGACUUUAUCCACUGGUUUGGCAGGCAUCUCCACGAAUCUUCCAAACAAGUAGCAACCGAUCUCAACUACCUAAAUCAUAUUAUUAUCACAACCAGAAAUAAGAAAUUUAUCAAAGGGAAGCAUGCAAAAGAAGAAGUAAUGAAAGAAAUUGAAAAAGCCGAAAGCGUCUCUGCAAUUUUUGAUAGAAAGUUUGGAAGCCCUUCUGCUUUUCCUUUACUACUGUGCAAAAUUAAGACAUUAAAGGUCAUGUAUCUAAAAAAUGUAGCUAUUCCUUCUUCCUUGGAGAAGUACACUGAACUUAGCAAUUUAGAAGAGCUUGAGCUGCAUUCUUGUGUCAUUGCGAACCUUUCUUGUCUCCUUCCUGCCAAUUCAAAGCUCAAAAAGUUGAUCCUUCAUAGCUGCUAUAUUCUACACUGCACUAUUGAUGUGAGUCGCACACCAAAUCUGGAAACCUUGGUGAUCAACCAUACAAAUAUGUACGAUAUUAACAAAGACAUCUUCAUGCUGAAGAAUCUAAAGAAGAUUGAUUUAAAGGACAACCACCUGUCUGCUCUUCCCGUUUUUGAUGACAAAGAUGCUUUGACCACAGAGGAGCUGAUCCUUACCCGCAACAUUUUUGAGAAAUUUCCGUCAAAUAUUAACUCGUUCAAGAAGCUAAAGAAGCUUGAUCUGAGCAAGAAUAUUAUCCAAAAAUUCGAAAAGGACUUUGAAUUUGACGAGUCUUUGGUUCUUGAAGAGUUGAACUUGGCUGAGAACUUGGUUAAGGAGCUGCCAAAGAAUCUUGAGAAUCUUCAAAAAGUCAAAUCCAUCAAUCUUUCAUCCAAUCUGCUGACCAAGAUUGAUCCAGAAAUCUUUAGGUUCCAGACUAUUGAAAAGCUCAACCUUUCACUGAAUCAGUUAGAGUUUAUAGAUGAAAGCUUGCCUAUGAUUCCGCGAGAGAUUUUUAAGUUUACACGUAUGGUUUCGGGAAAUACUCCCGUGAAUUUAAAGGAGUUGGAUCUCAGCUACAAUUCUCUACUGGCACUGCCAAACUCCAUUAGUUCUUUUGUUUCCUUGGAAAAACUUAAUAUUGAGGGCAAUCAAUUUAAAUCCAUACCUGAUCAGGUGUACAAUUUGCUCAAUUUACAUGUGUUUAAUGCCAGCUUCAACAAGAUCAGAGAAAUCCCAUCUUGGCUGGCACGGUUACCCUAUCUCUACGAGUUGAACUUGGCUGGUGGAACAAAUUCCCGCAUACCCACGGGUCCUACAAACGAAAUCACAAAAGUCCCGAUGCUACUUGUAGAUAGACAGUCCAGGAAAGUUAUUAAGAUUACACUGAAAGGCAAUCCUAUCCAGGAUCACUCUACAAUUAACAGCUAUGGCAAGAUUGAUCUUAUAAGAAACUACAGGAGCUGGAUUAUUUUUUAA